Messenger RNA from Bufo gargarizans (Asiatic toad), 2086 nucleotides. RefSeq lists its product as uncharacterized. The record is from RefSeq and is a predicted model, not a curated record. NCBI's taxonomy places the organism in Eukaryota, Metazoa, Chordata, Amphibia, Anura, Bufonidae. The transcript has 2 exons. The coding region runs from base 89 to 1225 and encodes 378 amino acids.
GGUGAACCAGGGAUAAUCUCGGCUUCGCCAGGUCUCUUCCGUCCCCUCUGUUCACGGCAUUAACAGCUCCAGCAUCUUAAGCUCCAACAUGUCCCACGUGUCCGACAUCGAGGACGCUCUAUCGAUCGUGGAGUCUGCGGUAUCGGAACGGGCAAGUCGCUCUUCUUACCGGACAUGGACCAUCCCCAAGAUGAUUGCCGAGCUGGACAAGCGAGGAAUCCGCCAUUCGGCCACAGCCCGAAAGGCCGAAUUAUAUCACCUAUUGUUUCCUGAGCCAUCUACAGGGUCCACGGAGCAGAUCCCCAUGUCGACCAUACAGCUGUCACUAACGCAGCUACACGCCACGAUAAACAAUUUGUCCAGUUCCAUCUGUGACAUGAAUACCAGGCUCCAGGCGGUCGAAAGCAGGGACGCUUCACCUGCCGCACCCUCCAGUCCCGCCCCUGGUCCUUCCACUUCCCAGCCAUCUUCCUCAGGUAGGUUGUCUGGGCCGCCCGAAAUAGCCCCCUCCUUUUUCGUCCCCGAAAACCUGCGCAGGGACAUUCUCGCAGGCAAGGACGUGAACCUGGCUGCGGUCCUCAUCUCCACGCACGACACGGUGGAAAACCGGACCAUCGCUUGCGGGGACGUGUCCGUAGUCCUGAAGGCCAAAGACGCGAGGUUGAACAAAAAACUCUCCAUCCCAGAGUUCGUGCUCGCGUUCAGCCUCUACCGCGACAUCAUCUGCGCAGCACACCCAGCCAGAAGAGAGGAGCUGGACGCAUAUUUAUACAGGGUCACGGAGCUUGGGCACAAAUACGGAGGAUUUGCAUAUUACGACUAUCACCGGUCAUUUUCGGCGAAGGCAGCUGCAGCCCUCGCCCAGUUCCAGCAUAUUACCAACUGGGCCUCCCUCGACAUGGAGCUAUUCUGCAGACACUUUGCAGGUCUCAGGUCUCCUUUUUGCUCCUUCUGCCAGUCAGUCCUGCACGCCUCCGAUUGGUGCCCAAGCUCCCACGCCUCCCCCCUGCCAAAACAGCAGCCGAGCACUUCGGCCCCCCAGAAACCGGGUCCGCUCCUGGACAAAUUGGGUCGCCCCAUCGUGUACCUGGGAAAAAACCAGUUGUGCAACAAUUUCAACUCCAGCUUCUGCAACUAUAGCAAAUGUAAGGCGCUCCACAUUUGCUCCACCUGCUUCCGGGCCCACCCCCAGUCCACCUGCUCCCAGCGCUCGGCCAAAAGCUGACUGGCCGACAUUAAUGUCCCCCUUCUCAUCUCCCUCCUCAAUACCCACCACGAUCCCGCCUUCGUCCAAUUCCUGCAUUCCGGUUUUUCAUCAGGCUUCCACACCGGCCUGGUCACCCUGCCUCGGGAUUCCUGGGAGACCCCCAAUCUCAUGUCAGCCAUGACGGACCCGGCCUCGGUGGAUUCCCUUCUGCAGGUCGAGCUGCAGAAGGGUUUCAUCAUAGGGCCUUUUCCCACCCCUCCCUUCCAAGUCUACAGGGUGAGCCCCAUUGGGUUGGUCCGCAGCAAAAAUUCCAAUAAAAACCGAUUAAUAUAUGAUUUGUCAGCGCCUCAUGCAUCCAGCACCCCGAGCCUCAACUCGUUGAUACCAUCGGAAGAAUACUCCAUGCGCUAUUCUUCCCUGGACGAAGCCAUCCAACUCAUCCUACAGGUAGGGGCAGGGGCUUGGCUCUCAAAAGCGGACAUUUCGGACGCUUUCAAGCUUCUACCAAUCCAGCCCCACCUCUGGAGGUUUCACGGGAUCAAAUGGAGGGACCAGUAUUACUUUGCCACCCGCCUCACGUUCGGGUCAAAGAGCAGCCCCUGGCUCUUUGAUCAGUUCGCCCAGGCCCUCCAUUGGAUCCUGGUAAACCACGGCAACUGUCCCAGAGUCAUACACUACCUGGACGAUUUCUUACUGGUCGAGAACCCAAACCACGUGCCCGACAGGUUGGAAAGCCUCCUCUGCAUUUUUUCCGCCUUACAGGUCCCAGUGGCGCCAUCAAAGGUUGACGGCCCUAGCACGGUCCUCACCUUCUUGGGUAUCACGCUCGAUACCUGCAGAAUGGAAGCCAGACUCCCAGAGGACAAACUAGUCAGGCUC